AAAUUUCAAUGCCUCAAUUGUCUGUCAACAUAAACCCUAAACCCUAGCACGAAUUUUUUCUUCGAUUAAUCCCGAAAUCCAAAAAUGUUUGCUGCUGCGAUUUCCAAGCGCAAAACCCAUUUGAGAGUUUCAACAUUGUUACGCCACUAUUACUGUUCCAGUUGCCGCAGACCUUUUUCAUUCACCACUCUGCAGGGGUUCAGAAAAAUCCAUCUUGUUAAUUCUGUUAAAUCCAUCCCAAUAGGAGCCUUCUGGAUUUGGCCGUUCUUCCAAAUUCUGAGUUAUUAUGUUUCUAGUCAUCGUUCAAUUGCAACACAAACUUCUCCUUCUCAUGAUAUGCAUGAUAGAAUUUUGAAUGAAAUACUUUCCGAGUUGGAGAACUCUGCAAUUUCUUGUGAGAAAAUAUGUAUCUCCAAGAUUGAUAAGCUAUGUAGUGCUGGAGACCUUACAACUGCUGCUAGACUAUUGCGGUCUUUACGUGAGCAACGAAUCUUUCUUGGCCCUCGAGCAUAUAAUAUCCUUCUUCAAGCAGCAGGUGAACAAGAUGACACUGAUAUUCUAUUACACACUUUCAAGGAUUUAUUGGUAUUCUGUAAUUCUAUUAAGUCGGCUUCCUGUCAGAUCCUUGCCAAGGCUCUGGUUAAGGAAAGUGAUGAUGUUUUCUUGUUGAAAUUUGUCAGAGAAGUUUCAGAAUUGAUAAUUCCAAUAAGUGCAAUCACUUUGAACAGGAUCAUAUUUGCCUUUGGUGAGUUUAGACAGAUUGAUAAAGCUCUGAUAAUAUUCGAGGAAAUGAAGAAUCUGAAGUGUAAACCAGAUUUGGUUACAUAUAACACUAUUUUAGUGAUAUUGGGCCGGUGUGGUCAGGUAGAUGAUAUGCUUCAUAAGUUUGCUGAAAUGAAAGAGGCCAAUAUUGCUCCAGAUACUAUUUCUUAUAAUACCAUUAUAAAUAGUUUACGCAAAGUCGGUAGGCUUGAUUUAUGCUCAGCAUUUUUUAAAGAAAUGGGUGAAAGAGGAGUUCAACCUGAUUUGCAAACAUACACACCAUUGAUUGACAACUUUGGAAGGUCUGGGAACAUUGAGGAAGCACUGAGACUUUUUGAUGAGAUGAAGCACCGAAGAAUUCGCCCAUCGAUUUAUGUCUAUCGUUCGCUAAUUAGUAACUUAAACAAGAUGGGGAAGUUGAAGUUAGCUACAAAAUUUUCAAACGAGAUGGAUGCAUGUCUUUCAGGUCUUGUUGGUUCAAAGGACUUCAAAAGGAAAAAGAGAUAAAUGAACUCAAAAGAGUUGAUGUUUGGUUUCUUUUUGACUCUGCAAUCUCAGAGAAACCCUUUUGCUGAACUCUGCAUCUUUGUUGGAUAUCGUGGGUCAAAAGGCAUUAUACGGUAUGUUCUGAAAAACCAUUUAUCUCGAGGUUCAAGAUUUGUUAAGAGUCUGCAAUACUUAGGGAUACUUUGCAUGGUUUGAUGUUCAGAAGUACUGCAGUAACAAAUGGAAUAACAUGAAUUUACUCAACUCAUUGUCAUGCUUAAAGAGAGCACUAAGUGGACUUCCUUCUUUUGAUUAUAAGUCUGGAAAAUCUGGGCGUACAUGACUUACAGCUGGUUGUAUCUGUCCGCUUGCUAAAUGUUUCAUCGGCUAGUAGGAAACUCGAGCAAUUUUGAAGAUUGUAAUGGACCUCUUAGCCUUUGGAUUAACAACCGUUGCUGUGCUGUGAACAAGAUCUUGAGUAAAGAUGCUACAUGGUUAUCCUCAAAUGAUAAACUAGCGUUGGGGAUCGUGGCCGCAGUGGUACCAUUGAUCUCCUUGGUACAAUUUUGUGUGUCUGCUAACCUGUUAGAUAUGCAGGCAUAUGUAGAUUGAUUCUGAAGAUGUACGUAAUGUUUGUACCAUUCCAUAUCUCUGGUGGCUGGUGACUUGUGCUUUGAUAAUCUGGUUAUAGGUCUAGAAGCUUAAAGUAAAUAUGCUCAUUUGUAAUUGUUAUUUUUUCAUUAUUUGUCUUUGUAGAUUUUUUAAUGAGGAUUACUGGUUGACAUGUUAAAA
This is a messenger RNA of Coffea arabica (coffee), 2040 nucleotides long. RefSeq lists its product as uncharacterized. The record is from RefSeq and is a predicted model, not a curated record. NCBI's taxonomy places the organism in Eukaryota, Viridiplantae, Streptophyta, Magnoliopsida, Gentianales, Rubiaceae. Gene Ontology annotation, molecular function: protein binding.